Zerene cesonia (dogface butterfly) is the source of this 688-nucleotide messenger RNA. RefSeq lists its product as uncharacterized. Bases 240 to 644 code for a protein of 134 amino acids. NCBI's taxonomy places the organism in Eukaryota, Metazoa, Arthropoda, Insecta, Lepidoptera, Pieridae. The transcript has 3 exons. The record is from RefSeq and is a predicted model, not a curated record.
ACAAUGUGUUUUGAAAAAUCGAUAGUGCAGUCCGUAUAUCAUCAACUCUGUUGCGCAUCCAAAUAAAACAUCAUUUGGUAGUGUGGAUUGAUUUGAAGAGGGUGUUUUGUGUGUUGAAAAAAAUAUUAGUUAUUACUUAGUAUAUAAUAUACUAUCCCGACAUUCUCAUUAGUGUGAAAAUAGUUUGCAAGUGAAGCACUCAGUCCGGUUUUUUAUUUAGAAAGAAUAAAACUUGAAAAAUGAUUAAAAGGACAUCAUCAGUUCGUCGAUGUUUUAUUAUAGCUUUAAGUGUCCUUUUUUUUCUUACCGUCAGUUAUGUUUAUUUAGGUUAUUUAAAAAAUACAUACGAAAACGAUUUAUUGUCAAGCAAUCGGUGUUUUUCCGAGUUGAAUUCUUUGAAAUAUCAAUUGGACGUUGUUACAGAAUACAAGGAUCGUUUAGACAAAUUGCUCACUGAUACACAGCAGAAAUGUGACUAUGAAAAGGAGAGGUUCAAGGAAAUAAUGGAUAGUUGCCUGGCUAUGAAACAACAGACUUCCAUCUGUCAGAGUCAAUUUGAAGAUUUGCAAACGGAAUGCAAAAAGGUUAAAGAACAAUUGGACAAACAUAAAAAGGAAAUAGAAAAAUUGAAGCCUGCAAGAUAAACAUAUUUUCAGUCACAUGGAAUUAAUGUAAAGUUUAUUUAUUA